AUGUCGUCCCGGCCCGAGCUCAAGGUCGAGGACGAGACUGGGUUCAUUCGUUACUUCAAGUCCCUACCCACCGUCACAGAUGAAACCGUCAGGAUAUUCGACAGAGGCGAUUGGUAUACGGCCCAUGGCGAAGAUGCAAAUUUCAUUGCGAGAACAGUGUACAAGACAACGUCGGUAGUCCGACAACUCGGCCGAAACGAUGCGAGCGGUUUACCGUCGGUCACCAUGACCAUCACAGUAUUUAGACAAUUCCUUCGAGAAGCGCUCUUCAAGCUCGGCAAGAGGGUACAGAUAUAUGCCAGCAGCGGCGGACGCAUGAAUUGGAAGAUUGUGAAACAGGCGUCCCCUGGUAAUCUCCAAGAUGUCGAGGACGAAUUGGGCCAACACUUUGAGUCGGCACCCAUGAUUCUGGCUGUCAAGAUAUCGGCCAAACAGACCGAGGCGAGGAGCGUCGGAGUUUGCUUUGCAGAUGCCAGUGUACGGGAGUUGGGUGUGAGCGAGUUCCUCGACAACGACCUCUACUCCAACUUUGAGGCUUUGCUCAUUCAACUGGGCGUCAAGGAAUGUCUGCUGCAAUUCGACAAGUCUGAAAAGGAAAAGGACCCUGAACUCUCCAAGCUUAAGCAGAUCAUUGACAAUUGCGGAGUCGCCAUAUCCGAAAGACCCGCCGGCGACUUUGGCAUCAAAGAUAUUGAGCAGGACCUGGCAAGAUUGCUAAAGGAUGAGCGGUCUGCCAGCUUGCUGCCUCAAACUGACCUGAAGCUCGCCAUGGGCUCGGCCGCAGCUCUGAUCAAGUAUCUCAGUGUGAUGCAGGACCCUUCCAACUUUGGCCAAUAUCAGCUCUACCAGCACGACUUGGCGCAGUUUAUGAAACUGGACGCUGCCGCGCUGAAGGCCCUGAACCUCAUGCCCGGGGCGCGUGAUGGUGUCAAGAGUAUGAGCUUGUACGGUCUGCUCAACCACUGCAAAACACCCGUUGGGAGUCGCUUGCUGUCCCAGUGGCUCAAACAGCCCCUGAUGAACAGGGACGAGAUUGAAAAGCGUCUCGAAUUGGUCGAGGCGUUUGCAAAUGACACAGAACUACGACAGACUAUCCAAGAGGAGCAUCUGAAGUCUAUCCCUGAUCUGUACCGUCUGGCAAACCGCUUCCAGAGAAACAAGGCCAAUCUUGAGGAUGUUGUGAGAGCCUACCAAGUCGUUAUUCGGUUACCAGGGUUCCUCGGCACGUUCGAAGCAGUCAUGGAUGAGCAAUACAAAGAUCCUCUAGACCAAGCAUAUACCAUCAAGCUGCGGGAACUAUCCGAUAGUCUCGGAAAGCUUGCUGAGAUGGUGGAGACAACCGUGGAUCUCGAUGCUCUGGACAACCAUGAAUUCAUCAUCAAGCCCGAGUUUGAUGACCAGUUGCGGGUCAUUCGCAAGCGAUUGGACAAGUUGCGAUCUGACAUGGACCGGGAGUUUCGGGAUGCCGCAGACGACCUCGGCCAAGAAGAGAACAAGAAGAUAUUCAUGGAGAAUCAUAAAGUGCACGGCUGGUGUAUGCGCCUGACGCGAACCGAGGCCGGAUGCAUACGCAACAAGUCCAAGUACCAGGAAUGUUCGACCCAGAAGAACGGUGUAUACUUCACCACGAAAACGCUACAGGCUCUUCGGCGCGAGUUUGACCAACUGUCUCAAAACUACAACAGAACCCAGAGCAGUCUGGUCAAUGAAGUUGUGACCGUGGCCGCAUCGUACUGUCCUGUUAUUGAGCGGUUGGCAGGCGUACUUGCUCAUCUCGAUGUUAUCGUCUCGUUCGCUCACUGCUCUGUCCACGCCCCUACAUCCUAUGUACGCCCCCAAAUUCAUCCUCGUGGCGAAGGCCAGACUGUGCUCAAGGAAGCGCGUCAUCCUUGCUUGGAGAUGCAGGACGACAUUCAGUUCAUCACCAACGAUGUGGAGCUAGUCCGGGACUCGUCGUCUUUCCUCAUCAUCACCGGUCCCAAUAUGGGUGGUAAAUCUACGUACAUUCGCCAGAUUGGUGUCAUUGCUCUGAUGGCACAAAUCGGCUGUUUUGUACCUUGCACCGAGGCCGAGCUCACCAUUUUCGAUUCAAUUCUGGCCCGUGUCGGUGCCAGUGACUCUCAGCUGAAGGGCGUGUCGACAUUCAUGGCCGAAAUGCUCGAGACUGCAAACAUUCUCAAAUCCGCGACGGCCGAAUCGCUGAUUAUUAUUGAUGAGUUGGGUCGUGGUACUUCCACGUACGAUGGCUUUGGUCUCGCCUGGGCUAUUUCAGAGCAUAUUGUCAAGGAGAUUGGGUGUUCUGCUAUGUUCGCAACACACUUUCACGAGUUGACUGCACUUGCCGACACCUACUCCCAAGUUCGUAAUCUGCACGUUACGGCGCACAUUUCUGGCACCGACUCUACUGCCGAUAAGCGCGAGGUCACGCUCCUGUACAAGGUCGAGCCAGGCAUUUGCGACCAGAGUUUCGGCAUUCAUGUCGCAGAACUUGUCCGUUUCCCCGAUAAGGUCGUUCGCAUGGCCAAGCGCAAGGCCGACGAGCUCGAGGACUUUACUGGCAAGCAUGAACAAAACGGGUUGGGCGUAGGUUAUAGUAAGGAGGAUGUUGAGGAAGGUAGUGCUUUGCUCAAAGAAGUUCUCGUCAAAUGGAAAGAUCAGGUCCAGGGAGGCAGUAUGAGCAAGGAGGAGAUGGUCGCCAAGAUGAGAGACCUCGUGAAGAAUGACCAGCGCUUGCUCGCGAACCCAUUCUUCAAAGCUGUUGAAGCAUUGUAG
Messenger RNA from Pestalotiopsis fici W106-1, 2772 nucleotides. RefSeq names its product DNA mismatch repair protein msh-2. NCBI's taxonomy places the organism in Eukaryota, Fungi, Ascomycota, Sordariomycetes, Amphisphaeriales, Sporocadaceae. Bases 1 to 2772 code for a protein of 923 amino acids. The record is from RefSeq and is a predicted model, not a curated record. Gene Ontology annotation, molecular function: ATP-dependent DNA damage sensor activity; ATP binding; mismatched DNA binding. Gene Ontology annotation, biological process: mitotic recombination; mismatch repair. The transcript has 2 exons. Gene Ontology annotation, cellular component: nucleus; MutSalpha complex.